AUGAACAUCAACAAUGUUUUGAUGCUCACUGGAACAAACUUUAGAGCCUGGAGAGAUUCGGUAGAGCGUUAUAUGAUGAUGCAUGAGAAUAUAGACCUAGUCUUUCAUGAGGAUGAACCUGAGGCAUUAACUAAAGAUAGUUCAGCUGAGGAGGUUAAGGCAUUUAAAGCCUGGCACAGGUCAAAUAGAAUGGUCAAGAACACCAUUAGGAACACUAUGUCUGACACUGUAAGAGGUAGUGUAGAAGAACCUGACUUGGCUACUGACUAUAUGGAGGCCAUUGAGAGAAAAUUUAAAGAGAGUGAGAAAGCAGAGGCUGCAAGAUUGUCUAAGGCUUUCCAUGAGCUGAAGUAUGAAGGAUUUUGGGGAGUUACAUAG
Messenger RNA from Rosa chinensis, 378 nucleotides. RefSeq lists its product as uncharacterized. The coding region runs from base 1 to 378 and encodes 125 amino acids. NCBI's taxonomy places the organism in Eukaryota, Viridiplantae, Streptophyta, Magnoliopsida, Rosales, Rosaceae. The record is from RefSeq and is a predicted model, not a curated record. The transcript has a single exon.